AUGGGCUCCGUGGAAUCAGAAUCAGAAGCUCCUCAUCAAGCCGUCAGCGUCUCCCUCCAAUCCUUAAAAUCCGGCACCGUCUCUUUGGAAACCCUAGAACAAGCCUUCGGACCAUCAUCUUUGGGAAUCAUCCUCGUAUCAGACCUCCCACCAAAAUAUCUCUCUCUCAGAAAAAAACUCCUCUCCUACUCCUCGUAUCUCGCAAAUCUCCCGGCCUCAGAAUUACAAAAAGUCGAAAUCCCAUCCGCACGCUACAACAUUGGUUGGUCCUGCGGAAAAGAAACACUUUCCAAUGGGAAAUUCGAUACUUUGAAGGGAAGUUACUAUGUUCAACCUAUACAUAAUGCGGAACUUGAGGAGAAGGCGAGGAGGGAGUACGGGGAGAAGAUUCCUGAUAUGACGACUGCGAAUGUUUGGCCUGAUGAGGCGGUUUUGCCGGGGUUUGAACAAGUGAUGAUGGAGGUGUGUGAAUUGAUUGUUGAUGUUGCUGGGUAUGUGGCGAGGAGUUGUGAUCGGUAUGGGAAGGAGAAAUUGGAGGGGUAUAGAGAAGGGACUUUGGAGGAAAUUGUGAGGGGGAGUGUGAGUACGAAGGCGAGAUUACUUCAUUACUUUCCCCCACCGGAAGGCGAUGGUGAGGAGGAGGAGGAGGAGAAGAAUGAUGAUGAUGAUUGGUGUGGAACUCAUCAUGAUUUAGGAGCUUUGACUGGUUUGACGAGUAACAUGUACGUGGAUGAACAUGCGAAUCCCCCCUACGCAAAGCCGGAUGGUAACGGUGCUUUGCUGCCUGAUCUACCAGAAUUGGAAACGCAUCCGGAUUCUCAAGCUGGACUUUGGAUUAAAGAUCGGAGUGGGAAGGCUACGCAGGUUCAUAUCCCCAGAGAUUGUCUGGCUUUCCAAACCGGAGAGGCAUUACAGAUGAUCACGAGGGGGAAAUUCAGAGCCGUACCACAUUUUGUUCGAGGAAGUAGUAGUCGAGCUGGUGGAGGAAGGAUUGCUCGGAAUACUCUGGCUGUUUUCACACAGCCUAAUUUGUGGGAGGUUGUGGAUGAGGAGACGGGAUUGGAUUUUGCGGGACUUUGUGGGCAGAUUUUUUCGAAGACGUAUUGAAGCUCAGUCUGCACAGUUGAUAUUGAGGUUGCUGAGAACGUUUGAGAUCUCUUCUGCCUAUGACAGAGCUGCUAGGGCAUCGAUGAAUUUCACGAGAAUUGGUU
Pseudocercospora fijiensis CIRAD86 is the source of this 1211-nucleotide messenger RNA. RefSeq lists its product as uncharacterized. The transcript has a single exon. NCBI's taxonomy places the organism in Eukaryota, Fungi, Ascomycota, Dothideomycetes, Mycosphaerellales, Mycosphaerellaceae. The coding region runs from base 1 to 1107 and encodes 368 amino acids. The record is from RefSeq and is a predicted model, not a curated record.